Messenger RNA from Zingiber officinale, 1595 nucleotides. Its product is annotated as monodehydroascorbate reductase 2, peroxisomal-like. The coding region runs from base 109 to 1497 and encodes 462 amino acids. NCBI's taxonomy places the organism in Eukaryota, Viridiplantae, Streptophyta, Magnoliopsida, Zingiberales, Zingiberaceae. The record is from RefSeq and is a predicted model, not a curated record. The transcript has 7 exons. Gene Ontology annotation, molecular function: flavin adenine dinucleotide binding; oxidoreductase activity, acting on NAD(P)H. Gene Ontology annotation, cellular component: cytoplasm.
UCUCUCCUCUACUUAUCAUUUGCCCUUCCAUUUGCUGCUUCCUCAUCGCCAUCGGAGGAGCGACCGACGGGAAGAGAUAGAGAGAGAGAGAUCGAGCGAGAACUACGGAUGGGUCGAGACUUCGUCUACGUCAUACUUGGCGGCGGCGUAGCUGCUGGCUACGCCGCCCUCGAGUUCGUGCGCAGGGGCGUCGGCCGCGGCGAACUCUGCAUCAUCUCCGAAGAAUCAGUUCCGCCUUAUGAAAGGCCUGCAUUGAGCAAAGGAUACUUACUUCCAGAAGCCCCUGCACGCCUACCUACAUUUUAUACUUGUGUAGGUGCUAAUGAUGAGCAAUUGCCACCAAUAUGGUAUAAAGAGCAUGGCAUUGAUCUUGUUCUCGGCACUCGAGUAAAGUCUGCUAAUGUGCAGCUGAAGCAAUUAACCACAACAACUGGUGAAACUAUCACUUAUAAGAUCCUUAUAAUUGCAACAGGCGCUCGGGCUUUGAAGCUUGAAAAUUUUGGAAUAAGUGAAUCAGAUGCUGAAAAUGUUUGCUACUUGUGGAAUUUGACUGAUGCCAAUAGGCUUGUGGGUCUAAUGCAAGAGUACAGAGGGGGAAAUGCUGUUGUAAUUGGUGGUGGUUACAUAGGCAUGGAAUGUGCAGCAGCUCUAGCUACAAAUCGAAUGAAAGUAGCCAUGGUUUUCCCUGAUGCAUAUUGCAUGAGUCGUCUUUUUACACCAAAGAUUGCAGACUUUUAUGAGAGUUACUAUAAGUCGAAAGGAGUUAUAUUUUUCAAAAGGAAUGCCCUGGCAUCAUUUGACAACGAUUUGAAGGGAAAGGUGAAAGCAGUGAUCCUUAAAGAUGGCACCCAUCUUCCAGCUGACUUAGUUGUGGUUGGCAUUGGCAUUCGUCCGAAUACCAAUCUCUUUGAAGAUCAACUGCAGCUUGAGAAAGGCGGAAUCAAGGUCAAUGGACAAAUGCAGAGUAGUGACCCCUCUGUUUAUGCCGUUGGUGACGUUGCUGCUUUUCCUGUCAAACAAUUUGGCAAUGAGAUUCGCCGCCUUGAGCAUGUUGAUGCCGCUCGAAAGACUGCAAAACAUGCUGUUGCCGCCAUCAUGGCACGCGAUGCAGGUGACCUCGACUAUCUACCCUUCAUUUACUCUAGAGUUUUCACAUUGUCUUGGCAGUUCUACGGCGACAAUGUUGGACGAGUCGUCCAUUAUGGAGAUUUUUCGAGUGGGAAUUUUGGUGCUUACUGGAUUGACAAGGGUGUUGUUGUUGGGGCUUUCCUCGAGGGCGGGAACAAAGGUGAUAAUGAGGCGAUAGCGAAGGUUGUUCGGUUGAAAGCAACCGUGAAUGAUAUUGCAGAGCUCCAAAGGGCAGGGCUUGAGUUUGCAUUGUGUAAGAGCCAGCUUGUCGCGAAGAGGUACUUGCGAUAUGCCAUAGCUGGUGUUGGUGUUGCUCUAGCUAUUUCAAUUGCUUAUUUUGCUUAUGGAUACGGGAAGAGUGAUGUAUGAUAAAAAAAGGGGAAGAAGGGGAUGAUCAAGGGUGAAUAUGAAUACAACAUUAAUAAGUUAAUGAUUAAUAAAAUCUAGCUUCAAUGCUUUAUUAAUAA